Messenger RNA from Seriola dumerili (greater amberjack), 2078 nucleotides. RefSeq names its product coiled-coil domain containing 102A (gene ccdc102a). The coding region runs from base 228 to 2078 and encodes 616 amino acids. Gene Ontology annotation, cellular component: myosin complex. The transcript is spliced from 10 exons. The record is from RefSeq and is a predicted model, not a curated record. Lineage: Eukaryota; Metazoa; Chordata; Actinopteri; Carangiformes; Carangidae.
ACAGCAGACAGAGGACUGGAGUGUGGCAGAGGGUCGGCAGUAAUAAAGCGAGAUCCUGAGCCGGGAUAAUCGGGAUAAAAAUACAUGUUCCAGUCGGAGACAAGAGCCGUCUUUACCGUCGCUUCGUUUACGGUUGAUCAGUUACUGAAGAGGCUGAUGAUGCUCUCCUGAAUCCCACAACCCUCCACCCCCUUAAUCCUGCCCACCAUUCACGUUCAUACUUCAUCAUGAACCACACUCCAAGCCCCCACCUGUCCGAAGGUGGGAAGUCAGCAGGAGGUGGGCUGCUAUGCAGCCUGGGUCUGGGCCCCGAUAGGGGGAUCCGCUCGCCGGACAGUCUCACUCACACCCCCAGCCCCACAGGAGGAACUCCCAGCUCCAGCCCCCCACUGCUGCUGUCACCUGGACUGGGAGGCCUUGGGCUGGGAUCCCUCGGGGCCAUGGGUGAUGGAGCUGGGGCUGACUGGGAGAGCAGGGAGGAGCUGAGGCUCAGGGAGCUUGAGGAGGCCAGGGCCCGAGCGGCCCAGAUGGAGAAGACCAUGAGGUGGUGGUCGGACUGCACCGCCAACUGGAGAGAGAAGUGGAGUAAGGUUCGCGCGGAGCGUAACCGAGCUCGUGACGAGGUUCGCCAGCUGCGACAGCGGCUGGACACCCUCACCAAGGAGCUGACCAGUGUUCGGCGGGAGCGGCAGGAACUCGCCACGGAGAACGAAACCCUACGGCAGCAGACGCUGCGUCUCGGUGGUGACCACACGGCUCCCCCCCCAUCCACCGCUUCUCCCUCUUACUCCCCUGCACACCAGUGUGGUGCUUCCUCCUCCUCCUCUCCAUCCAUCCCUCCCUUCUCCCCUGCUUCCUCCUCCAAUUCCUCUCAGGUUCAUAAUGACAGCAAGCUAGACAGGGUGGGGGAGGCACACCCAGGGUCUCCAGAACCAGAACCAGUAAGGGACGUGGACUUGGACAGACAAAAGCUAGGUCAACAAAAGGACUUGGAGAUGCUGGACUCUGUCCUGUGCUCCAGGGCCCUGGGUGCUGACAGUCAUGAGGCCUGGGAUGGUCGCGGUAGCUGUGGCGUGAACACGUCCAGCUCGCGUUCAUCCUCCGGUCUGAGCCGACAGGAGCGCAGCAGGCAGCUGUGGGAGGACAUGAGCACAGCAGAGGAAGACUCCAGCAAACUGAAUGCCCUGCAGCUUCGCCUGGAUGAGUCCCAGAAAGUCCUCCUGAAAGAGAGAGAAGACAAACUGGCUCUGAGUAAGAUCAUCGAGAGGCUGGAGGCUGAACUGAGUCAGUGGAAACUUAAAUACGAGGAGCUGAGCAAAAGCAAACAGGAGGCUCUAAAACAGCUGAACCUGCUGAAGGAAAUGCACCAGGAUGAACUCGGCCGCAUGUCUGAAGACCUAGAGGACGAACUUGGAGCCCGGACCAGCAUGGACAAGAAACUGGCUGAACUACGAGCUGAGAUGGAAAGACUGCAAGUAGAGAAUGCUGCAGAGUGGGGGCGCAGGGAACGUUUGGAAACGGAGAAACUGACAUUGGAGAGGGACAACAAGAAGCUGAGGGCUCAGGCUGAAGACCUGGAGGAGCAGCUGGCCAAGAAACGCCGGCAGGCCACCUCCGCUCUUGACACGGACCUCAAGGUCAUCCAGAGCGAGUUGUUUGAGAGAAACAAGGAGCUGGCCGACCUUCGCCACAUUCACGCUAAGCUGAAGAAGCAGUUCCAGGAGAAGACGGCGGAGCUCGCCCACGCCAACCGGAGAGUGGAAAGUCACGAGGCUGAAGUCAAGAAGCUACGGCUGAGGGUGGAGGAGCUGAAAAAAGAGUUGGGACAAGCCGAGGAUGAGUUGGAUGAGUCUCAUAACCAGAGCAGGAAACUGCAGCGAUCUCUGGAUGAGCAGGUGGAGCAGACUGAGAACCUGCAGGUACAAUUGGAACACUUACAAUCAAGACUGCGACGACAGCAGCAGAGUCCUGGUCUGUUUGGGAAGAUGCGGUCGACCCGGUUCAGUCCUGAAAACCCAGAUGGUCCAACCAGCGACAUGGAUGAGGAGGAGGAGGAACUGCAGCUCCAGAUCCCAUGA